This is a messenger RNA of Sitophilus oryzae (rice weevil), 1745 nucleotides long. Its product is annotated as embryonic polarity protein dorsal-like. The transcript is spliced from 8 exons. Gene Ontology annotation, biological process: regulation of DNA-templated transcription; canonical NF-kappaB signal transduction; innate immune response. Gene Ontology annotation, molecular function: DNA-binding transcription factor activity; DNA binding. The record is from RefSeq and is a predicted model, not a curated record. Gene Ontology annotation, cellular component: cytoplasm. NCBI's taxonomy places the organism in Eukaryota, Metazoa, Arthropoda, Insecta, Coleoptera, Curculionidae. Bases 195 to 1445 code for a protein of 416 amino acids.
GUAUGCUAGAGAAUUCCAUCGGAAUAACAGUCAGGUUUUCUUCAGUGUUCUGAGACGUUAGUUAGUGAAUGUUCUUUCUCUAAAAACUCUAAAUUCUAAAAGUGUGAAAUGUAUUUAUAAAAUAACACAAACUUUGUUGUUUGGGAUUUAGUUUGCAGUUAAAAAUCAUUAUUUUCUGGGUAACGUUAUCGGACAUGGAUUUCGGAGUACAAAUGAACAAAGAUCCAAUGCACCAAGGUGAGAUUCCUUCAUUUACCAACUACUCUCAAGGACCACCCAAUACCGGAGCUCACAGAAGGCAGGCUUAUGUUAGGAUAUUGGAACAACCUGCAUCGAGAGCUUAUAGGUUUCGAUACCAGUGCGAACGUUCCCCGGUUGGAUCUAUCCAUGGAUCUAUCCAAGGAGUCAGCAGUACGCCACAAAUCAAAACGUACCCGGAAAUCCAGGUGGAAGGUUACAGAGGCAAUGCAUUAGUCGUAGUGUCUUUAGUUAUGAAGGAUCCUCCUUAUGCUGCUCAUCCUCACAAGAUAGUAGGCAAGGGAUGCAGACAUGGAGUAUGUACGUUGACUAUACCAGUCGACACUAUGAGGGUGGAGUUCCCGCAUUUAGGUAUACAGUGCGUCAAGAAAAAGGAAGUUGAGAGUUCCUUGACGCAAAGGGAAUCAAUUAGAGUGGACCCUUUUAGGCAACAUUUUCACCAUAAGUAUAAUCCAAACUUAAUAAACCUUAGCGCAGUAAGGUUAUGUUUUCAAGUGAUCUUAGAGGGCGAAACUGGAAAAUACACUGAACCCCUUGAACCUGUAGUCAGUGACGUAAUUAACGAUAAGAGGAUUGUGUCUAGCCUUACGAUAGUCAGUCUGUCAGAUUGUGUCGGCUCUGUCAGUGGUGGGGAAGAGGAUUGUAUAUUACUAUGUGAAAAAGCGUCAAAAGAUGAUAUAGAAGUCCAUUUUUUCGAGCUGGAAAACGAUAGGGUUGUAUGGAGUGCCAAGCCCGACAUCCGUCCCACCCAGGUCUACAAACAGGUCGUUAUUUGGUUCAAGUCGCCACCUUACAAAACCACGGACGUCGAGGAACCUGUAAGAGUUUUUCUCCAACUUUACAGGCCAUCGGACCGGGCCACCAGCGAGCCCGUACCUUUCGAAUUACACCCUCACAACUCAGUUAGUGGUUUGAAGCGGAAGAGAUCCAGGUUUGACCAAACUGACAGUUUCAACGGAUUACCUGAACAUUAUAAUAUCAACAAUGACCAGGCACAAGCGUCCUGCUCCCUCUGGAAUAUUCCACUCAACUCCGCUUCAAAUACUACCAUUCAGCAAAAUCCACAGCAAAUUGGUGAUCGCAUGGAACUAGACAACUUCCAGAUCAAUUCAGACGAUUUGGCCAACACGCUGAGGAGUAUGCCCAUUCAAGGUGGACACUUGCCAGUACUGGAAAACCUGUUUUAACUACGGAACCAAGGGAGCAAUGACUAUAAAAAAUACAAGGAUGCGACAAAACGCGCGAAACACGCGGAUAUUAGCGAUAUCUGUGAUAAUGAAUUAUAGGACGCCAUGUGUUUGGUGCCAAACAAAGCGACGAUUUUUGUGAUUUAAUUUUUUUUUUAAUAAUUUUGUUUAGUGAAUUCUAUUUUGACUUUAUACAAUGGUGAUUUGUUUAGUUUUUAAAUGUAAAACCCGCAGCGAAGAGAAAGAACCACGAAUUACAUUUUUUAGAUAAAUAAACAAACAAUAAUUUUGUGCACCAGC